Molecule: messenger RNA, 1289 nt
Organism: Paramuricea clavata
Lineage: Eukaryota; Metazoa; Cnidaria; Anthozoa; Malacalcyonacea; Plexauridae
Source: the annotation of a GenBank genome assembly
AUGUUCAGAUGGCAUGCUCACCAUGAUGUGGACCUGCUGCGAGAAGUGGUAGCAGUUCGGCCGAAGUCUGAAAAUGACUGGAAUGGCCCUUAUUAAUUUUAUGUAUCUUAUGGAUUAAGGGAAGUAAUAGCUACAAGGGUAAAAAACAUUGCAUUCGAGAAGCCCUUUACCAGUUACUCAUGAAUUGAUCUAGAAUGAGAAGGGUAGGGAGUCUUUUCCAUUCAUAUCUUGUUUUUAUAUCACAGGUCGGGCACUGAGGAGCAAUAUGGGGAAUUGCAGCAACUCCUGGAUGAUGCAUCUGCAUAUAUCACUGACAUGCAGAAUAAAAAGACAGCAACUAAGGCGAGAAAACGGUUACAAGAAGAACUGGAUAGAAAUAAUGCCGAACAGUUUAGAGAUGAUGCAAUGGUUGCUAUGAGAGAAAGUAAGUUAAUAGUAGGGAUUAAUGCAGGGGAUAGAGGUGGUGGUGCAACUGAACAAACACCAGAAUUAGAAUACCAUAAUCUGUUCUUACUUUUUCCAGGCCCUUUGGAGGGGAGGAGGUUAUUAGAGAGGAGGGCUUAAUAAUUUUGUCUAAAAGGGGAGAGAACUUAUUAUAGUUGGAGGGGUCGAGGUCGAGUGAGGGUGCUUAUGGAGAGAUUACCAGGUGUACAGUGUAUUUUAGUCUUGUAGAAUUUAGCAUAUUUACAUUUCAUAUGAAACGCCAGAUCAAAAGAGGGACUAAUAAAGGACCUUUAUGAAUGGUGUGAUGACAGUGAUGAGCACUUGUAUUACAAUUAAUACUAAAUUUUGUACAGAAAAUUCAAGGGCCAGAGAUUCAGAUGAAGAAACUGAUGAAGAUGAAGAACUUACUAUAGCUGUCCAAAAUAAGAAAAGUAAGUUAUCUCCUAUAUGUUACAGUCUUGGUACACAUCAUCAAUAAUACAGCACCCUACCUGCAUUUAUUAAACAUGUAGAUUACAAUUCACUCAUACAGCAAGUGAUGAUGUCGUUGCGAUAGAAUUACAUAAAUAUUUAAUUCACAUGUAAUGUUAACCAUAGGUAAAAGAAAGAAGCGCACAAACAAGUCAGAUUUCAUGUCAUAUCUCUCAGAAAAAAAUUCAUCCAAUGUUGCUCUGCGACAGAAGGAGCUAGAAUACAAGAAUAAGGCUCUUGAAGUUGAAAACAAAUUAAAGGAAGAUGCAAUGGUAUUGGAGCAAAAGCGACUUGACCUUCAAGCAAAACAAAUUGAAAUGCAAUUUGAAAUGAUGAGGUCAUUUGUAGGUACCAGUAAUUUCUCAAAGCACUAA